AUGGAUGGGCCAAACCACACCGCAGUGAGCCAUUUCGUCUUCCUGGGGCUAACUGACAACAGAGGACUGGAGCCGAUAUUCUUUGUAGCCUUUGCCAUCGUUUACUUGCUCAUUCUAACUGGAAACCUCCUCCUCAUUGUGACGGUGGCUGCCGACCGUGGCCUUCAUACCCCCAUGUACUUCUUCUUGGGCAACCUCUCGUUCAUCGACGUCUGCCACUCCUCGGUCACCGUGCCCAAGAUGCUCCUGGACUUCCUUUCCAUUCAGAAGACCAUCAGUUAUGGCGGUUGUGUAGCCCAGCUCUUCUUCUUGCACCUCUGUGCCUGUGCUGAGAUCUUUCUCCUCACCGUCAUGGCCUACGACCGCUACGUGGCCAUCUGCCACCCACUACAAUACCUGUCCCUCAUGACCCUCAAGGUCUGCACCUGCUUGGUGGGGGCCCUGUGGGUCGGAGCGAUGAUCCACUCCCUUGUGCAGACUAUGCUCACCAUCCGUCUUCCAUACUGUGGCCCAAACACCAUCGACAGCUUUUUCUGCGACGUCCCCACAGUGAUCAGACUGGCCUGCACUGAGACCUACUGGACUGGGGUUCUCGUGGUGUCCAACAGUGGCAUGAUCUCCUUGGUCUGCUUCUUGGCCUUGGUGGCUUCUUAUGUGGUCAUCCUGGUGUCACUGAGGACGCGGUCAGCUGAGGGGCGGCGCAAAGCCCUCUCCACCUGUGCUUCCCACCUGCUCGUUGUAGCUUUGUUUCUGGGGCCUUGCAUCUUCAUCUACACCCGCCCUGCUGGUAGCUUCUCGAUGGACAAAAUGGUGGCCGUCUUCUACACAGCGGUGACCCCAGGGCUCAACCCAAUAAUCUAUGCCCUGAGGAAUGAAGAGGUGAAGAACUCCAUGAGGAAAUGGAUUUCAAAGUGA
Varanus komodoensis (Komodo dragon) is the source of this 915-nucleotide messenger RNA. RefSeq names its product olfactory receptor 1509-like. Bases 1 to 915 code for a protein of 304 amino acids. Gene Ontology annotation, biological process: G protein-coupled receptor signaling pathway. The transcript has 2 exons. Gene Ontology annotation, molecular function: G protein-coupled receptor activity; olfactory receptor activity. The record is from RefSeq and is a predicted model, not a curated record. Gene Ontology annotation, cellular component: membrane. Lineage: Eukaryota; Metazoa; Chordata; Lepidosauria; Squamata; Varanidae.